Messenger RNA from Cryptococcus amylolentus CBS 6039, 1101 nucleotides. RefSeq lists its product as hypothetical. Lineage: Eukaryota; Fungi; Basidiomycota; Tremellomycetes; Tremellales; Cryptococcaceae. Gene Ontology annotation, molecular function: monoacylglycerol lipase activity; phosphatidylcholine lysophospholipase A1 activity. Gene Ontology annotation, cellular component: endoplasmic reticulum membrane. Gene Ontology annotation, biological process: phosphatidylserine catabolic process; monoacylglycerol catabolic process. The transcript is spliced from 8 exons. The record is from RefSeq and is a predicted model, not a curated record. Bases 1 to 1101 code for a protein of 366 amino acids.
AUGCCUGUACACCCUCUCAUCAAGAAGGCACAUUGGAUCCCCGCCAUCCUCCUUGGAGUUUAUGGGCUCUUCCUCGUCCUUCUCACUGUCGGGACCGUACAGCGAGAACUAAUCUUCCUGCAUCAUAUACCCAUACCCUUGUCCGCCGACUUUGCCCAUCCCGAGCAGUAUGGACUUGCACCUUUCAAAACAAGGAAUCUUGCUCUGAAUUCGACUAACGGAGUUUCUCUCGGAGCAUGGCAUUUACUGCCGAGAUCAGUGUAUGCUUCGUCCACGCCUUUCCCUCCGAAAAGUGCUCUAGCUGCAUCAGACUUUCAUCAAGCUUUCCGAGACAGACCCACGAUAAUCUACUUCCAUGGCAAUGCUGGAAACAGAGCAGCAUCACAUCGCGUCCGUAGUUAUUUGUCCUUUUCCAGCUCACUCGACUGCAACGUGUUGGCCAUAGACUAUCGCGGGUAUGGUGACUCUACUGGCAGUCCAUCAGAGCAGGGUGUGCUUGAGGAUGCAAGGGCGGCUUUCGAUUAUGUGACAAGUUUCACUGGGAUUGAAAACGCAAAGGAGAAAGUGAUACUGGUCGGCCAAAGCCUGGGCACAGGCGUCGUUUCAGGUCUAGGUGGGCUCCUCGCUCGAGAAAGUAUCACGCCCCGAGCACUUGUCUUGAUUGCGCCCUUCUCAUCCGUCACGGAGCUUCUCACCAGUUUUAGGCUUUUCAAAUUCAUUCCACUGCUGGGACCUAUGAGCUCCGUACCCCGCCUGCAGACCUACUUCCGGUCAUUCCUGCAGCAUCCUUUCAACUCUCGUGCUGCCCUGCAAGACGUAGCAGCACCGGUAUUAUUACUCCACGCUGUCAACGAUGACACCAUCCCUCACACACACUCAUCUGUACUGUUUGGGUCUCUCAUGGCGCCGUAUGUCACUGGAGGGGACGAUAUCGAAGGGUUCGAAGAAAGACAGUACGAAGGAUGGGGGACAGUGCGAUCUUUUCAGAGAGGGGAGAAAGGCCAAGUCAUAUGGUGGGAAGGGAUACACGGUGGGCACAAUGAUCUUGGAUGGGCUGAGGGCACGUUGGACCUGAUAGCCCGGGUUGCUGGGUUGGAGUGA